AUGUAUCCUCGUCGAACUCUUGUGGCACCACAAAAUCAACUAUUAGUUCUUGUUGAAAAACCAUCUGCAUACUCUCAACGUUUUGGUUUAAUUAGUGCCAUCAACGGAUCCCAAUCAAUUGCCUGUAUGAUUUUAACAGCCAAUGACCGAAAAGCAAAGGGUAUUGAAGACAUCAGAAAACAUGUAGUGAACGAUUGGAUUACGAAUACAUUAGCUCCAGCAAUUAAUUAUCGACGCGAGUAA
Messenger RNA from Didymodactylos carnosus, 243 nucleotides. The record is from the annotation of a GenBank genome assembly. Lineage: Eukaryota; Metazoa; Rotifera; Eurotatoria; Philodinida; Philodinidae.